GAUUUUGCUUUGUUCUAGGCUAGGGAAGCCUAAGGAACCAAGGCUUUCUUUUUAACUCUAAGCCUACAUAAUAAUCUAUAAUCCCUUCAUUUAAUCAUUUAAUAUGUAUGCCUUUUCAUCUUUGCACAAUUCCCUCCUCCGGUCUGGCGCUAAUUCAAAUUGAUCUCUUCGUAUUACAAACAAAGCAAGUUUCUGGACUCUGGACAUUUCUUAAACUGUGCUGGACUGAUCUGUUCUGUAAAUCUAUGGCUUCUUCCUCUUCCAGCCAUGCCUUACCAGGUGGAGGAAAAGACCAGGAAGAAAAGAGAGAAGUGAAAGCAAGUGUAGAGGACGAUGGAAGAAAAGAAGAGGAAACAAAAACAGGCGAGAAAGGAAAAGACAGGGAGGAGGAAGUUAAAAAAGAAGGGAACGAAAAAGAAGAACACCAACUGCAAUUGUUUGCCCCCAUCAACGAAGGAAUUGAGCAGCAGCAAGAGGACAGAAAUGAAGUAGCUCAAUUCAUAGAGCCAAUGGGGUACGAUCGCUAUUCUCGUGAUGCAUAUCAACGACUUUUUAAUUUGGAUGCCCUAAGAAAUUUUGUCCUACCGCAUGACAGUGGCAGUGAAGAUGACAGUAGUGGAAGUGAAGGCUCUGUCAUAACUGUUGAAGACAUAAAUGAUAGAAGAUCUGAGAACCCAUGAGAUUUGCCAUAAGAUAUGACUCUAAAAUGAAACAGUUACCAAGUUGAAGUGGAGAAUGGUUAUGACUCAUCUGCACAAGAAGAUACCUGUUAAAAUGAUGAAGGUGAUGCCGAUUAUGAGAACCCCAUACAAUUAAAACAUCACAGGAUUAAAAAAAAAGUCAAAAGAGUUAGACACUUCUGUACACCCUCAUCAAAGUAUAACACAGAUGUGAAAAGUAGGAAUCAGGCUAUGAUAUGCAACUUGUUUUAGAAGAUUAGAAACUCUUGCUUCCAGAAUUUUGCUGUCGGAUAAUGAGGCUUAUGAGAGAAAGAAUCUCGAUUAUCUUGUUUUUGUGUGGAUGGAGAAAGCUUAAAAAAUCUGUGAUGUGCCCUUGAAGAAGUGCUAACCAUUUCCAUUUAUAUUUUCUUUUCAUUGCAGUACAUCUGAACACCUUAAUUCGAGUCCUCGACAGAAUUACUCUGAGGCUUACAAUAUACAAAUAUAAUAAAAUCAAGUUUUUGA
Messenger RNA from Cryptomeria japonica (Japanese cedar), 1184 nucleotides. RefSeq lists its product as uncharacterized. Lineage: Eukaryota; Viridiplantae; Streptophyta; Pinopsida; Cupressales; Cupressaceae. Bases 108 to 680 code for a protein of 190 amino acids. The transcript has 4 exons. The record is from RefSeq and is a predicted model, not a curated record.